Giardia duodenalis is the source of this 597-nucleotide messenger RNA. Its product is annotated as C2HC-type zinc-finger domain-containing protein. Bases 1 to 597 code for a protein of 198 amino acids. Lineage: Eukaryota; Fornicata; Diplomonadida; Hexamitidae. The record is from RefSeq and is a predicted model, not a curated record. The transcript has a single exon.
AUGGCAGAGCAGGCUAGUAAAAACAAGGAUUUCAACAUGGUCGUUUCUCUCGUUAAAACACAAAUCAGGGGAGAGCGACGCUUCAAUGCCGACGGAAUUGGCCACUGCAUCCCUGCGCUGACAGCGCUAAUAGACAAAUACGAUUGGAUUCCCCAACGUUCGGCGGCCAUUCCGGCCUCAGAUCCUCCCCUGACCGCCUCUGCAGGGAAGUCAUUAGCAAGGAUGUCCCCUCGUGACCCUCGGAUGGAUGACCGGGCCAAUGGCAUCCAGGCAUCCCCCACUAACUAUGUUCACGAUUCUGUGCACACCACGUACAGCAAGCCUCAGCACCAGGCAUCGAGGCCCCCGCCUAUGGCUGCACCAAUAAGAGAGCAAGUAGAGACUCCACGGCGAGAUGAAGACGAUGGACGUGUUUCCUGCGAAUACUGCGGCCGCGGAUUUGCCCCAGACCGCAUAGAUAAGCACAGACAAGUGUGCAAUAAGCACCCGGACAAGAUUGCCAAGGCUGCAAAGAGGGGUCAACUGGACAUGACAGCCAAGCGCGUUGGCGACCUAAUGGAUGAAAAGGGAAAGCCGAAGGGCAAGCCCCGCAGGUGA